Drosophila grimshawi is the source of this 8095-nucleotide messenger RNA. RefSeq names its product serine protease nudel (gene ndl). The record is from RefSeq and is a predicted model, not a curated record. NCBI's taxonomy places the organism in Eukaryota, Metazoa, Arthropoda, Insecta, Diptera, Drosophilidae. The coding region runs from base 49 to 7983 and encodes 2644 amino acids. Gene Ontology annotation, biological process: proteolysis. Gene Ontology annotation, molecular function: serine-type endopeptidase activity; protein binding. The transcript has 15 exons.
GUUACAAAUAAUUAUAAACUAAAGUGACAUCAAGAAAAUUUCUAUAAAAUGAAACUAAGUUUGAAUGAAGUGGAAGCGAUGCGCUUUCACCGUAUUCCUCGCCGCAAUUGCUUUCCACGUCUGCCCUGCACCCGCAUCCUAAUCAUAUCGGUAUUGGUGCUCAUCACAUUGCUGGUCUCUCUGAUCUAUCAUGGCAUUGUGCUGGAGCGCAUGGAUCACCUACGACAAUUAAUGGCCUUGAAUAGGAAACACGCGCGGCACAUGCAACCCUUCAAUGAGAAUGAUGCCUUUGUGAUAAGCCCACAACCGCAGCCCUUUCGCAUUCAGCUAAUGAACGACGAUGCAACAAUGGCAGUGGCUACCAAAAGCGAGGAGAAAGCAUUGCGCCUGAAGCAUCUUCGAUUCAAGUUCCGUAUGAAGCGUAGAUUUCGACCACGGCGUAGUAUUCAAUCUGUGGAUCUACUCGAUCCGUUGCAGCUAGAGCUGAAGAUGCAGCAUCUGUAUACAAAAUUGCGCAACAAACGCGCCAAGGCUGCGCUGAGUCAGCUGGAGAACGAAUAUGUGCGCUGCAAGGUGCAGACGCCAGAGGAUUGCAUGUUGGCCUUUAUGCGCAUGUACAAGAUGGCCAAGGAAAUCACCGAGAAGAUGGACAAGAUGAAGGAGAUCAUCAAGGAUCAUCUGGAGUCCAGCAGCAUGGAAUCGCAAGACUCCGAGUCUGACGCACCAGCAAAGACCAAGACCAAGAAAACGACUGUGCCGCCAUUAGAGGAGCUGACUACUUCAACUUCAAGCGAUGAGGAGACAACACUUAAGCCCACAAGAGUUAAGAUAACGCCAGCAAAAAUCAGUUGGAUUAUCGAUGGACACGGGCACGAUGAGCAGGAGGCAUAUGUGGAAAAUACGCCAAGAGCUUUAACUACUACAGAGCUAGAUUAUGGCACGACAACAACGUUGGCUACGACAACAGUAGAGAGCACAACACUCACGACAACAGUGGAGAGCUCAACAUUCACGACAACAGCAGAGAGCACAACAGCCACGACAACAGUUGGGAACACCACCCCAACGACAACAGUGGAUAGCACAAUACCCACGACAACAACUGUGAGCACCGCAACAAGUAGCAGCAAUAGCAAUAGCUCGUUCACAGCCACCACAACCACUGGCAAUCACUUAUUAGUUCAUACCACUGAGGGACCUGACGUGGAUGACAUCAUAGAUCCAAUCACAUGGUUUCUUGAUCGCUUCGAUAAGCCCAAGGAAAUUCGGCGAACCACAGUGCCAACAAAUGAGAAAGCAACAACAAUAGAGAUUACUACUGAAGUCCAACAGACAACAACUUUGCCAAGUUUUGAUUUUAAGUCAGGUCCACUUCACUCCGAUGACCAUAUGACCAAUGCUAGCUUUCAUUCAACAACCACAGAGCUCACAACAGAUGCACCAGCACCACUCACAACAACUACAAACACGGCAGAAAGUGAGACAUUGCCACGCAAGCUGCAACACGACUGGAUUCUGGAUGUAGAGGAGCAGGAGGUGGAGCCCAUUGUACAUCCAGUCACUACACCGCCUAUUAUUAGUACUACGUUCAGUCCAAGCACAUCGACCGAUGUUGUGGACGCCGCAAACCAAACCGCCAUUCCCACCAAGCUCAAGCCAAUCAAAUUCAGUUGGAUCAUUGAUGGCGAUGAUGGCAGCAUUGAAGAACGGAUCACAACACAAGUGGCAGGCACCACUGAAACCUCAACGGAUACCCGCACAGAAACCACCAUUGAAUCCACCACUGAAAGCGCACGUGCGAUGCAUCCUUUGGAUAAUCCCAGCAGCAUUGAGAACAUGCUGGAUAGCUCCGAGCGACAUGGGCAGGAGAAGCCGCUAAUCAAAGUGCUGCCCGCCAAAAAUGAGACCACAUUACCCGAAAACUCCAAAAAUGACAGUGUCUAUGAUCGGAAUCACUGGCUGCAUCAGUUCGAGCAGCAGGCAUCACAGGAUGAACUAAUCGAAACCUUUGGCACGGAGCAGGAUGUGAAAAGUCUGCAGCAGCUGGGACCCAAGCUCAAUCCGGCCAGUGGCAAACAAUUAAAUGCUGCCGAUGCACAGCUGAUGACGAUAUGUGCACACAUAUCACGAAAGCUGCGCCAACAGGCAGCCUCGGAGGUUGCCUCGACGGAGUCGGACACAUUCACGGCGUCGCCAAGCGUACAGUUUACCAGCCGCGCACCUGGCGGCUUUCCCGUCUCCGGCGAGACAAUGAAAGCCUCCGCCCAGUUCAUGUUCAAUCCGAACUUUGGCAUGCCCAGUAUACCCGUGUGCUUCUACAUGACCCCGGCCAAUUUCCGCAUGCCCAUGUGGUCGCCGACGCCCACGUUUAUGGGCAUGCAGGCCGGACACUUUGGUGGCUCCUCGAAUGCUGGCGGCAUCUUCUUUGUGCCGCAACAAACGUUUGGGCCGUCGGCCAACUUCUUUGGUGGCAGUGGCGGUACAGCGGGCGGUGGUGGUGCACAGAAUCAACUGCCGAACAUAUUUUCGAAGAAUGCAUCGCCGCUGAAGCAGGGCGGCAAUGGACAGCAGCAGCAGGUCUACUGCACAUACAUGCAGAACCAGCAGGGACAUGCGCAGUCACAGGGACAAUCAAUACAAGGUAAUCUCUCGCCUGGCAGCCAGGCGGGCUUCUCCAAUGCCAACUUUAAGAUGCGACAUGGUGCGAAUCAGACAAGUGGACCACAGCAGAGUCAGAUCAUCUAUGCCUCCUAUGUGGGUGAGCCGCAACAGCCGUUGGAACGUUUCAAGUGCCCGGAAGCUGAUCAGUCGGCCUGCUAUGGCCAAAAACAGUGCAUUCCUACGUCGAGAUGGUGCGAUAAUGUCGUCGACUGCUCCGAUGGCAGCGAUGAGUCCGCCUGCACCUGUGCCGAUCGUUUGGAUGAGGAUCGCUUGUGUGAUGGCUAUGCGGAUUGCCCCAUGGGCGAGGAUGAGCUGGGCUGCUUUGGCUGCGAGUCCUUGGCACACUCUUGCUAUGAGAAUGCCGAGGAAUAUGCGCGACACAAUCGCUCCAAGUUGUCCAUGUGCUACAGUCGCCUCGAACGCUGCGAUGGCUUCCGCAACUGCUUCAACGGACGCGACGAGCUGCAGUGCAGCAUGCUGAUUACAGAUGUCACGCAUCAUAUGUCGCAUGCGGCUACCUCAUCGGAGGGUUAUCUGUUUCACAAUCAUCGCGGCGAUUGGUAUCCUGUGUGCAACAAUGGUGCAAAGUGGGCGUCCGAUGCCUGCGAGUUGCAGGAACUCAAUCAAACCACAAAUGUUACCUUCAAGGAGUUGACGCUGACGGGUCCGUUCAUUGAGCCGUCAUUGCAUGCGGGAAUUCAUUUUGCCCAAGCCUGCCAUGGUCGCAACGACCAAGAUACGCUAGUCAACCAUGUUGCCUAUGUCAAGUGCCCAUCACCACAGUGUGGUCUGCCCAGCAAGCCCAGUCAGAGUGAGAACAAGAAGCGCACGAGAAGAGCACCGAUUGAGGAUCGCACGGAUGCGGCGAAGACUCGCAUCGUUGGCGGCAGCUAUGCAACACAAUUGCAAUGGCCCUUCGUGGUGGCCAUCUAUCGCGAUGGCAACUUUCACUGUGGCGGCACCAUCUACUCGGAGCAUUGGAUCAUCAGCGCGGCGCAUUGUGUCAUUAAUUUUGGCAAGUAUUAUUAUGAGGUACGCGCAGGACUCUUGCGCCGCACCAGCUACUCGCCGGCUACGCAGAUCCAAACCGUUUCCCAUGUGGUGGUGCAUCAGGCUUACGAGCGGCGCACCAUGCGCAAUGAUCUUUCGUUGGUGCGCGUUGCGGCGCCGUUGCAGUUCAAUCGCUGGGUGAAGCCCAUCUGCAUGCCGGAUAUGGGACGGACCACGUUUGGCCAGGACUGGAUCUGGGGUCCAGAGGAGCACACACUGUGCACAGUCGUUGGCUGGGGUGCCAUCAGAGAGAAGGGUCCAAGUAGUGAUCCCAUGCGCCAGGUUAUUCUGCCCAUACGCAAGGGUUGCACGGAUCCCGAAGAUAGGGCAUCGGAAGAUGUUUGUGCCGGCGAGCCGGACGGUGGUCGCGAUGCCUGCCAAGGUGAUUCAGGCGGACCGCUGUUCUGCCGCAGCGUAAGUCAGCCGGAUCAAUGGUAUUUGGCGGGCGUCGUCAGCCAUGGCAAUGGUUGUGCCCGUCCCAAGGAAUUUGGAGUCUAUACGCGCGUCGCCCUCUAUCUGGACUGGCUGGAGUUGGCGGUGGAGCCUCAUCUACUCCCAGCGCGGCAACCAUUGCAACUCUGUCCGGGCUUCUUGUGCGUCUGGGGCGGCAAGCGGUGCAUUGCCCAGCGAAAGCGCUGUGACCGCAACGUGGACUGUUUGGGCGGCGAGGAUGAAGUCGGCUGUGCCUACAACUUCAUACCGGACAUGGUGGGCACCAGCAAACAGAACAUCAGCAGCACCACCGAGAGCGACUAUCAUCCACCAACAAUUCGCAAAAAUGUUCCACAGGAUCAAGAAGCACAACAGACAGAGAGCAAACAACGCCAAGAUGUGUCCCUUGAAGAUGCCAAUUUGUCUGCUGAGAUUAUGAAAGUGCCACCAGCUGAAAGCGAAACAGGGCAGAUAAAUGCAACAACAAUAAUUGCAACAACAGAAAGUGAUGACUUGAAAACAACUGGGGAAAAUAGCAAAGAAAUAACUCAAACAGAAACGGAACUGGAAUUGACAACAGCAACAAGCUCUGAAACUACGACAACUUUACAAAAAGAUUCCUUACAAACGACGACAACAGGGCCAAGCACACUGCCCACAACUUGGCCUACAUCAACGGAGGAUUUCAUGAAACUUACCGAUUUGAUUAACCAACUUUUGGAGGAGUCGACAACAAUAGCCACAACUUCCGGCGAAGGGUUGGCAAACACAACGCUGUUUACUUUUACAACUGAUGCGCCCAGCUUGGCUACAACAACAAUUACCACAUUAGCAACAGUUGCGGAAACAACAACAACUGAUGUUGAGACCACAACUUUUAUGACUCCAACUACUGGCGACAACACAACAACUGAUUCUGUCAAAACAACAAUUACUUUGCCAACCACAACAACUCUGCCAACAGCAAAAGCGCCAACUACAACUACAACCACCAUGCAGACAACAACAACGCGAACAACAACAACACCACCAACAACAACAACACCACCAACAACAACAACACGCACCAACUCAAUCCCAACAACAAAAAGCAGCAAGGGAAUCUCAAAGCCGCAGCUGCCAGAUAAGUUUAUCUGUCAGAAAAUGCCUCAAAUUGUGGAUAUGCUGCAUCGCUGUGAUCGCAAUGUGGACUGCGAGGAUGGUACCGAUGAGCUCGACUGCACCUGUCGUGAAUAUCUAAAGGGCCGCCUGAGCGUGCUCAUCUGCGACGGCAAAGCGGACUGUGAGGAUUUGAGCGAUGAGAAAGACUGUGGUGGCUGCCAGGAGAAUGAGUAUCAUUGUGCUUUGUCCAAGACUUGCCUGCCACUGGCCAAGCGCUGUGACAAUAUCGUCGAUUGCAAGUUCAAUGAGGAUGAGAAGGAUUGCUUUGCCUUGACCAAUGGACACGAUGUGCACUUUGAUGCGCAUCAGCAACCCAAGUUCAGCAGUGUUGGCAUCUUUUCGAAGAAUGCGCAUGGCUUGUGGCGGGUGGUUUGCGCCCAUGAGACUGGCUUCCAUGAACACCAGGCCAAAACAGCGGACACUGUGUGCGCCUUGCUGGGCUUCAAGGGUGCCCAUCACUACAAUAGCACAGAGUUCGUCAACCAGCAGGAGAUGCAUCCAAUUACACCGGAGCUGGCGAAGAAGUCACAAUCGGGCUCAGAGCUUCAAACGCUGAUGCGAGACAAUGGACAGUUGUCCAGCGGCGAGAGAAGAUUGCCCCUGGAUAUCCCUCACAUGUUGCUUGGGCAGCAUAAAGCUCACGUCUUGGCCGAUAAGUGUGUGGGCAUCUAUGUGGAAUGCAAUCCACGUUCCAAUGCAACGUUGCCAAUGAAAACGUUUAGCGCUGGCCAGCCAAUUAAACAUCGUCCAAGCGAACAUCUGCCAGAGCUGCUGCCCACCAUCGAAACGCACAAGAGGCCGAAUGUGCACUUCAAGCCGCAGUUGCCCGCGCAGCUGGUCAACAAGAAGGAUGAGAUCAUGGAUCGCUUGGAUAUGCUGAUCAAGAGCAAGAAUAACAAGACGCUGCUGGUGCAGGACCAGCUACACGAGGCCAUUGAGGAUCUACACUGGCCCUGGCUGGCCGAUGUCUAUGCGAAUGGUGAACUCUGGUGUCUGGGCGUGCUCUUGGACAAGCACUGGCUGCUGGUGCACGAGAGUUGCCUUUCAGGCAUAAGCUUCGAGACGCACUACAUCAGCACAUUGCUGGGCGGUGGAAAGACCAAGCACUCCUUGCAUCGCAGCACUCACGAGCAGGUUCGUCGCGUUGACUGCUUUGAGGCGGUGCCCAAGUCGAAUGUGCUGCUGUAUCAUCUGGAGCAGCCAGCAAGAUUUACGCACUACGUGUUGCCCACCUUCUUGCCAGAUAUUUCCUCUGAGAAGGAGAGCCCACCACAUGAAUGCAUCGGCGUGCUGCAAGAUGACUACACUGGACGCAUCAAAACGGUGGCAAUUACAGAAAUCAAAAAUGAUACCAGCUGCAUUUCCUGUUAUCAACUACAGCAGAGGCAGCCGUCUGGCAAUUUGAUGCGUAUGCUAAACGUUAGUGCCGAGGAUAUGGCUUCCAUAUCGGAGGAAGUUGAAUUGGUUAGCGGUGUGACCGCCAGAGAGAUGCCAGCACUCACAAAAUUCACCAGCUGCACGCAGUUUGGGCAGAAGAAUCACACUGAUGCUCAAGUCAGUCCCAGUAAUCAGGGCGUUCUUGUUUGCCGGGAUUCGCAUACCGGCUGGUUUCCCACCGCCCUCUUCAGCUACAACAAUACCAACUGUCAGAGCUUUAAUACGCCUUUUGGCAUUAGGACACUGGAGCAGGCCUACAAAUCUCUGCAGGAUAUUAUGGAUCAACCACACUGCAGUAAUGUGCAAUCGAUGCCACCUUGCACCACACAUCGUUGUCCACUCGGUACCUGUUUGGAACAGACGGCGCUGUGUGACGGUCACAGCGAUUGUCAUGAUGGCAGUGAUGAAGUGGAGUCCAAGUGCCGUGAACUCAAGCAGCGCUGUGCGCCGGGUGAAAUGAAAUGCCGCACGAGCUCCAAAUGUGUGGCUAAGAGCAAGUUUUGUGAUCAUGUGCCAGACUGUGAGGAUAUGACAGAUGAGCCAACGAUAUGCAGCUGCUUUACCUACCUACAAGCCACGGAUCCUUCUAAGAUAUGCGAUGGCAAGCGCAACUGCUGGGACAAGAGCGAUGAGAGUUCGGUGCUGUGCAACUGCACUGCGGAUCACUUUCAGUGCAGCUCUUCUCCUGAGGAUUGCAUACCGCGUGAUUUUGUGUGCGAUAAGCAGCCCGAUUGUCCCAAUGGCGAGGAUGAGCGCUUCUGCUUUGGCAUUGAGCAACCGCUUCACGAGCAGCAAGACGAUUAUUGGUCGCAUAGUGGACACAGUCACAAAGCAACAGUGUCGAAGUAUGGCCAGGUGAUUGAACAAUCCUACGGCAUUUGGCACACCAAAUGCUUUCCCAAGAGCUCGCCACCCAGCGUAGCGGAAGUGCGUGAUAUAUGCAAGAAGCUUGGCUACCAUCCAGAUCGAAUGCCGAGUUAUCGCUUAAUAGAUGACACUACAAAUGAGGCAAAGCAUACCUUUGAAGUAGCUGAUCACCUUGGGCGCAGCUUCAGCAAUGACUCCUUGGUGGGCAAAUAUCGUGAGUCCACCAAGGCGGUAAUCAUCAGCAAAUUCUCGCCACUGGAGCUGAACGAGCGCCUGACGCUGUUCCUAAAGCCUAGUCGAUCGAUAGCAGAGCUCGUCAGAUGGAAUACAACAGACUCGAAUCGCUGUUUCAGGCUGGAAAUACGCUGUGCUUGAGCUGUAGUAGUCUGGUAGUAUCUCAACCUAUCCGAACCAAAAUUUCGUGAUUGUCUUUUUUGUACGUUUUAGUAGCAAAUAAAAACGAGAUUCGUCACUUUUUAAUUAAAUA